Cannabis sativa is the source of this 2745-nucleotide messenger RNA. Its product is annotated as ATP-dependent DNA helicase DDM1. The coding region runs from base 136 to 2406 and encodes 756 amino acids. The transcript is spliced from 16 exons. The record is from RefSeq and is a predicted model, not a curated record. Gene Ontology annotation, cellular component: nucleus. Gene Ontology annotation, molecular function: ATP-dependent chromatin remodeler activity; DNA binding; ATP binding. NCBI's taxonomy places the organism in Eukaryota, Viridiplantae, Streptophyta, Magnoliopsida, Rosales, Cannabaceae.
UAAAAUUAGUAUUUAUUAUUAAUAUCUUUGAACAGAGCACACACACUGUCUCACCACUCUCAUCACUUCAAAUCCAUUUCUCUGCCGCUCUCGUUUCCGACAACUUCCAUUACAGAAUAUCUCCGGGUUUUGGAAAUGGAACUUGAGGAGAAAGUGAUUAUCGAAGCCUCCGCUGAUUCUCCGACUUCGGUGCUUGAGGAAGAGGAUGCAUGUGAUAUAAAGACUGAGGUAAAAUUGGAGGAAGAGAUCAUUGCUGAUGCAGAAAAUGGAGAUUCCUUGCUCGUAUCCAAAGCCAUGUUGGAGGAGGAAGAAAAGUUGCUGGAAGCUCGGGUUAAGGAAGAGGAAGAGAAAAGGAACAAAGAGUCAGAAACACCGAACUUGAAUGAUAGUCAAUUUACCAAACUGGAUGAGCUUCUGACACAAACCCAACUGUUCUCUGAGUUCUUGCUCGAAAAAAUAGAUGACAUCACAAAUAAUGGCAUCGAGCAGGAGCCAGAAACCACUGAAAAAAAGAAGAGAGGUGGUAGGAAACGGAAAAAUGCUACAAAUUACAAUACGGGGAAGGCCAAGAGGGCAGUUGCAGCUAUGCUUACUAGGUCAAAAGACGAUGAGACAGCUGAUGAUAUGAAUCUCACUGCAGAAGAAAGAAUGGAGAAAGAGCAAACAGAACUUGUUCCUUUGUUGACUGGUGGAAAACUAAAAUCUUAUCAAAUUAAAGGUGUGAAGUGGUUGAUCUCAUUAUGGCAAAAUGGUCUCAAUGGUAUACUAGCAGAUCAAAUGGGACUCGGAAAGACUAUUCAAACCAUUGGUUUCUUGGCUCAUUUAAAAGGGAAGGGUUUGGAUGGGCCCUAUUUAGUGAUUGCACCACUUUCUACACUUUCAAAUUGGAUGAAUGAAUUUUCAAGGUUUACACCUUCAGUGAAUGCUAUUAUCUUUCAUGGUGAUAAGAAGCAAAGAGAUGAGAUCCGUAGGAAGCACAUGCCUAAAGCAAUUGGCCCUAAAUUUCCCAUAGUUAUUACUUCUUAUGAAAUAGCAUUGGCUGAAGCAAGAAAAACGUUGAGGCAUUAUAAUUGGAAAUAUGUAGUGGUUGAUGAGGGGCACAGGUUGAAAAAUUCUAAGUGCAAAUUGUUUAAGGAAAUGAAAUUGUUGCCUAUGGAGAACAAGCUUCUAUUGACUGGGACACCUUUGCAGAAUAAUUUGGCAGAGUUGUGGUCAUUGUUGAACUUUAUUUUGCCUGAUAUUUUUUCGUCUCAUGAAGAAUUUGAGUCAUGGUUUGAUUUGUCUGGAAAAUGCAAUGGUGAGGAGGGGCAGGAAGAGAAAAGAAGGGCUCAAGUGGUAGCAAAACUGCAUUCAAUAUUGCGUCCUUUUAUACUUCGAAGAAUGAAGUCUGAUGUUGAGUUGAUGCUUCCUCGAAAGAAAGAGAUCAUAAUAUAUGCUACUAUGACAGAAUUUCAGAAGAAUUUUCAGGGUCAUCUGGUCAACAAGACAUUAGAGAAUUAUUUAUCUCAAGAGGGGGGACAUGCUCACUGUAAUCGUGGAAAGCUUAACAACUUGGUUAUUCAACUUCGGAAGAACUGCAACCAUCCUGAUCUUUUACAAGGAGCAUUUGAUGGCUCAUACUUAUAUCCACCCGUCGAGCAGAUAGUUGAGCAGUGUGGCAAAUUUCGUUUGUUGGAUCGACUUUUGGUCAAGCUAUUUGCUCGGAAGCAUAAGGUCUUGAUCUUCUCUCAGUGGACUAAGAUUUUGGAUAUAAUGGAAUAUUAUUUUAGCGAAAAAGGUUUUGCUGUUUGUCGAAUUGACGGCAGUGUGAAACUUGAUGAAAGGAGGAGACAGAUUCAGGAGUUCAAUGACCUCAAUAGCGAAUUCAGAAUUUUCCUUUUAAGCACCAGAGCUGGUGGGUUGGGUAUCAACCUUACAGCUGCUGAUACCUGUAUCCUCUAUGACAGUGAUUGGAACCCCCAAAUGGAUUUGCAAGCCAUGGAUAGAUGCCACAGAAUUGGUCAGACCAAGCCUGUUCACGUUUACAGGCUUGCAACAGCUCAAUCAGUUGAGGGUCGUAUGUUGAAAAGAGCUUUUAGCAAGUUGAAGCUUGAGCACGUGGUGAUUGGGAAAGGGCAGUUUCAACUAGAAAGACCAGCUCAGAAUAGUUCUGAUGUUGCGGAGGAAGAUGAUCUAUUGGCUCUUCUCCGAGAUGAAGAAAGUGCAGAAGACAAGUUGAUUCAAACUGAUAUCAGUGAUGAAGAUUUGGAAAAGGUGAUGGACCGCAGCGAUCUGGCUUUGAACACAGUUGCUGUCGAUGCAGAGAAGACUAACGGCACAGCUGCAGUAUAUCCCCUUAAAGGCCCGGGUUGGGAGGUUGUCUUACCUACUACAAGUGGAGGCAUGCUUUCUAGUCUUUCUAGUUAAAAUUACCUAAUUAGCGAACGGAACUUGGCGGAGGAAGAGUGAUUUGAGAUUGGUUUCGGUUAUUUUGAGUUGGCCCAGAGUAUUUAAUCCCAUUUAUUAUCAAUGUUUUUUGAGAGCAAAGUGUGCUCUGCUCUGUUAGGAUAAAUGGGUUCAUUAUAAUUUUUGUAAAUGCUCAAAAGGCUAUUCUUAAUUUUCUUACACUCCAAGAAAACCAAACAUUGGUUCAAAAUUUUGUAUUGGAACAUGAAAGUUCCACACCCGGCACAGCCACUCUUUGCAAGUCUUUUACUAAGACUAUUAUCAAUCUAAUAGAUUUAUUAGUUAGAAAUUACUGAAAAA